Molecule: messenger RNA, 2158 nt
Organism: Spinacia oleracea (spinach)
Lineage: Eukaryota; Viridiplantae; Streptophyta; Magnoliopsida; Caryophyllales; Amaranthaceae
Product: protein EFFECTOR OF TRANSCRIPTION 2
Exons: 2
Coding region: 161-1363 (400 amino acids)
Biological process (GO): regulation of DNA-templated transcription
Molecular function (GO): DNA binding
Source: RefSeq, a predicted model, not a curated record
GACCCGUGUGGCUGGGACUUAUUUUAAAUUUUCGGCCCUGAACGGGCCUAUUCAGACACACGCUCCGAAACCCAACCUGACCCCGGCCCACUGCCACCUCUUAAAACAAAAUUAAAUCAAAGCCACCUAAAAAAACGGUCACUUCCUCAAACUAACACUCAUGGGAGGAGAGCUUCCACGCCUCCAUACUCCCACCACCACCACCACAACCGCCACCACAGCAAAGCUAAAGAGGGAGAAUCACUUAAAGACGAAACACGAUACCGCCUUCUCGAAAUGGAAAAUCCUAAUCGGAGCAUCGGAUUGGGUGGACUAUGAAGCGAAGAAAGAAGGGGCAGAGAGAUACAGAGUUAGCAACCUCCCCAAAGUUUGUAGCCCUGGAUUAUACGAGAUUGGGGUGGCUGUUUGUUUAUCGGGUUCGGGUCGUGACCUCGAAACUGAGCGGAUUGUGGUUGUUUACUUGGGUCAGGCUGAUAAUGUCAGGUCUAGGCUUCAGGAGUAUGGACGUACUGGAUCUCAUUUGGUUCAUGGUUUUGGUUUGUUUAAGGAUAUCUUCUCUACAGGCUUCCCCAUUGUUUAUCGAUGGGCUGCUAUGAAGAGCAAAAGUGAUGCUGAAAGGACAGAGAGUGAGCUGCUUGAAAGAUUUGAUUAUGCAUGGAACAAAAUUGGAAAUAAUGCACGACGUCCUAAUGAUGUUCUAAGUAAAAUUGAGAAGAUCUCAUCUCGGAACUAUAAAAUUCCUAAGAUUAUGAAGAUGCUACAGUCUCUCGGUGAACAAAAGGUUGGUAUCCAAAUACAAGCAGAGAAGCUUUCAAUUGGCAACAAACCCAAACCUAGUUAUGAAGAGAACUUGAGUCUCUUUGAUCGAGUUUUCAAAUUCUCUCGUUCACAACCACGAUUAGUUUCUACUACUAAUUCUGAGGACUUGAAUCAAACUCAAGUUUGUGGAGUGAUUUCAAGUGAUGGAACAAGUUGUAGUAACCCACCAGUCAAAGGGAGAAAACGGUGUUCCAACCAUAAAGGAAGAAGACUGAAUAGUGUAGUAUUUAUCAACUCAAAAAACAGUAGCAGAAAACAUAAUGUUGUUGUUCAUGACAAGGUUGAGGUUUCUUCUGUUUGUGGUGUUAUUUUACUUGAUGGUUCUCCAUGUACAAGGUCUCCUUUUCCUGGUAGGAAAAGAUGUGAGGAACAUAAAGGUAUGAGAAUAAUUAACCAAAUCAUGUCCAAGUCUUCGAUCCUAAAGUCUGUUACUGACUCUGUACACCAUUGCGGAGUGAAUUUGGGUGAUGGAAAAUGUUGUGAAAAGCAGCCGGUCAAAGGAAGAAAGAGGUGUGAGCAGCAUAAAGGGAUGCGCGUGCGUUAAUGCAGCAUAUGUAUCCAAGACUCCAAGUAGGGGGGGCAAUUCGGUCAAUGGGUCAGGCUCGGGUUUGGUUCCGGGUCGAUUUCAGGUCAUUCGGGUUAGGUUCAGGUCGGGUUUGGGUUGCUCUCAUUAACUUCAGGUAGGGUUCAAAGUCAGGUUAUCGGGUCAGGUCAGGAUUGCCAGCCCUAUUAAUCCAACUAUCCAAGUGAUCAUCAAGAUCGAAUCAAAUGAGCAAACUAUCUAUUCGUUACCAAUCUCAGAAGUGAAAUCUGCUGCUACUCACUUAUGGCCACUGGCUCGAGUGCUUUCGACCAGCAGGUGGUUCUUACUGCAGAAUGAAGACUGUCACAGGCUCACUGUAAGCACUAGACCUGUUCGACGAGCCAGGUUAGGGCCGGGAUGGGCUUAGCCUAUUUUUUUGCUGUGCCCGGUCGGAAUUAAACGGGCCAGGCCAAGCUGGGCUUUGUUUGGUCUAUAUGUUCUUCAAAUGUCUUUACACAAGAGUUUGAUGGCUUAAACUAUUUAUUGUGUCAACAUUAAGUUAUUGUUUGUUUUUUUUGUAGAAAUAUAGAUAAGAAAAGGAAAAUACAGAGAAAGAUGAAUUAGUUAAAACAAAUUAAAAUUACAGUAUGUGUAUGGAAAAACAGAAUAACAGAAAAUGUAAGUGUUGAUGUAGAGCAAGGUGUGUAUCCUUCUUUAGAGUUUAGUCUUACUCCAAACAGGAUUGUGAGAUUAGGAUGUAUGUUCAUUGAUUAUAUUGUAAUUUAUGGAUCAAAAGUGAGAAUUAAUUUUUCGAUA